GCUCCAGCAGAUGUUACUGAGCAUGUGCAGUUUGUGUGAGCUUGCUGAGUGCACCCUACGUAGCACAUUGCUACAGAGAGCAGUUUCCUACACUACACCUGGUCGCCCAACCCUGUCUGCGGCUCCAGCUGCGUAUCAGAGGACCCCCUGCAAAGAAGGCCGGUGGGGAGUGGGGCGGGACAGGCGGUUACAUGGGCGCCUAAUGCCUUUCUCUGCCGCGGCCAGGCGUCAGACAAACGCGCCGCAGAGACGGAGGACCCCGCUGGAGAACAGAGGUGGACGCACAGCACCGGUCCUUCCCGGCGGGAUGUUUGUGCCGUGCGGCAGUUCCGCUGCUGCGGACUUUGAAGGCUUCACGCUCCUGCUGCCAGCUGUAUCAGUUGGGAAUGUUGGCCAGCUGGCGGUAGAUCUAGUUAUUUUUACCCUUGACAUGCCUAAAGUUGGUUACUUCUACACUGAUUGCCUGGUGCCAAUGGUUGGCAAUAAUCCGUAUGCAACAGCAGAAGAAAACUCAACAGAGUUGAGUAUAAAUGCUGAAGUGUAUUCUUUACCUUCUAAAAAGCUUGUGGUUCUCCAGAUCAGAUCACCAUUUGUAAAGAACAAGUAUAGGUCAUUUUGUCAAACACUCCUUUCUUGGGUGAAAAGCAGUAGAUGUGCCAAAGUCAUUCUUCUGUCAAGCAGCCAUGCAUAUCAGCGUGAUGAUCAGCAGCUUCAUGGUACGCCACUACGAUACUUACUCUCACCUGCUAUUCAGAAAACAGCUGGAGAUCUAAUGCAGAGGCUAAACUGGAAAGAGAUGGAAAAAGUGGCUGCUUACCCAGGAGUAAAUGAUGCAGAAAUGGUACUACAUAUUCCUGGAGGUGGCAUCACAACAUUAUUAUACAGUGAGAGUUGUUCAAAUGGAAUUGAAAUGGCAGUUCUGUUGAAAUUCUGCUCAGAGGGGGACAACAUCCCUGAUGCACUGGCUCUUGUUAACUAUCUUAAUGAAUGGCUCCAGCUAAUUAAAAGUGAAAACAGUGAUGCCCCAGCUGUUCCUUCACAAUGGAAAAUACCACAUUCUUGGAGAUUACUCUUUGGCAGUGGCCUUCCACCUGCACUCUUCUGAUUAGUCUGGUAUUCUGAAAAAUGAAUUGUAUAACCUCCCUCUAAGACUAACAUUUAACUUUAUGUACAUUACUAUCUUCUAUUUAUGCAAACAUUUCCUUUUAAUACAAUGUAUCAAAAUUUAAUGUAGGUCUCACUCUGACCAAAGAACUGUAUGGUGUGCACAGAAGUUUCUUCGAUAUCUUCUGGUGACUCUUUUCUAAUAAAAUACUUUAAAAAAAUUUUUUUCUUUUAGAGAGUUAACCACACAAGUUAAAAUAUCCUGGUCACCUAUUGUUGCCAUGAAAGUAACAAACUUACCAAUUCCUCAAUCAGUUUGUGAGUCUAGCCUAAAGCUGGAGACCCUUUACCCCAUCAGCCUACUCCCUCUCUCCUGGCAGUCCGACUGAGCAAGCCACCAGUGAUUCCUACUGCUUGAAGUGUCUGUGCAGGUGCUAUACAGAAGACCUAUCAAGCUGGACUGUGUUGUUUUAACUUUGUUCCACAGAGCUGUAAAAGAGACAGCACAGACUGCACCUCUUCCCAUGGGCUGCAGAGACACCAAAGUUAAAACUGUCCAGGUGGAUAAUCCUUACUAAUGACAGCUAGUUUGAUUGUUGCCAGAGAAAUGCCUCAACUUUAAAAUUUUUUUCUUUAAAUUUAAGAUUUUGAUGGGCUUUGCACAACUACAGUAUAUAAAUAAGAUUGACAGGGUUAAAUAAUUCAAAUUACUAAUUACAAAAGAACAUGGAUUGUACUGUGGACAUAAUCAGACCAUUUCAGAAGUAGCUGUUAAAAUCAAUUCUGUUUUAAAUCUUCAGGAAUAUGAAAUACUUGUUUAAAUUGUAAUCCUAAAACUGUCAGAUGUAAAUUAUGGCUUACACAUAGGAACCUUUGAUAACUAAUUUUCAUAUUGGUAUUACAGUAAUGCUGAGAUUGUAUUACAUUGUCUGAAGACUUAAGCUAGUUCACUUUUCUCAGACUUUUCAGAAUUAUCUGGAAAUCAGUCUACAAAGAAAUGUUUCAUAAGGGAGAUGCCUCAGGGCUUAGAGUAGUUCUACCUACUCAGAAACAAAGUAUGUGGCCAUUAAAAAGGUUUGCUCUAGAAGGAUUCAUGAAUGACUGAGGUGGCAUCUUAUUCAUAAUGAAAAUAAAGUUGCUCUGAACCAAGAAGUGAAUCAAUGGUAAUAGCAUCCAAAAAGACAAUGCAGCUCAGAGAAAGGACUACGUAGUCACUAGAGAAGACUGUGGGAUUGUCAAACUUGGUAUUACUGGACAGGUCUGUUUCCCAUUUCAGUGUCAUGGUUGCUUAGUGAAAUGUGGCCAGAUUAAAAAGUUGCAAAAAAAUAUUUGUUUAUACAGCUUUCUAUAGUCCCCAUUUUAGAACAGGCUAUAUGUAAAUAUACUAACAGUGCUUUUCUGUCACUGAAUUAUCUAUAACAAACUUUUGUAAGGAGCAGCUCAUGCCCAGCUGAACAUUACAGAAGUUUAAGGACUUAACUGUGUAAAGGUGCAAGAGGGACACAACUUGAGUAUUUAGCAAUCUGCUUAAUUGAAGGCACAAAAAUAGUCCCAUUUAAAUCAAUAGUACUCACAUACUUAAGAACUUCAUGGGAUCUUAGUGAGAGGGUUCACCCCUUGCAGGAUUGAAUUCAAAAUCAAAGUGAAAAACACUGAGCUAGAUUAGAGACCUGGUUUUUGGGGGUGGGACCUGGAGUAACUUGAAUAAAGAUAGUGGAGUUACCAAUGUAACAGAUUAGAAUCUGACCUACUCUAUUUAACUGAAGCUGCAAGUAGGUAGGGAACCAGAAUGCAGUUACCUGAUUGGGAAUUUGGACAAGACAUAAGGCUUAAUAUUCAUAUAAUUAAGAAAAUAGUUACAGGUCUUCAAUGAGUGCAAGAGGCUACCUGUAGGGAGCAAGUUUAGUGAGGUCCUUUAGUACCACAAACUGUUUCUGAAAAGCUCUGCAGGAGGGACCUGAUCCUGUACAUUUAUUUAUGAAUAGUCCCACUGCAGUGGAUCUACCUCCUUUUAGAUCUCUUAAAUCCAGAAGACCAAAUUGCAAACUAAAGGUCACAGCCACAUAGUGGUUACCCUCACUACUUCCUUCAUAUUUAUUACACCCAGUAGCUUAAAUUUAGGCCCUGCUCCUGCAAUGAGGUAGUAGGCAGUGUUUUACUAGAUAGUUGUAAAGCACAAAGGCUCUCCUUGACUGGGGCCUACUACUCAUACAAAUACAGUAGGGUACCCACUGAACUUAGUGGGAAUGAUAUGGACUUGAGGGACAGCAUUGGCCCUUCAAACAGGCAUUUGAAAAUCACAGAAUAAUUGUUAAAAUUUUUCAUAAAAACAAGGUAUCACCUCAGGCCUUUUCCAGCUCUUUUAUGUGCCUUGCACAAUGCAGUUUCAUUUUGACCUCUUAAAAAGUUGUUUAUAUAGAGCUUUCUGUAUUUAGCUGGGCCGCUUGAGUAGUUUCAGCUGUUGGGAAUCCAAGUGAUUGCUUUGUUGAGGCCCUGCAGCAACAUCAUUCCCAGCAGAACUGAGUGUGAGCUUAAAAGAGAUUACUCAAUUCUGUAUGAGGGACAGUCUUCCUAGAUAUGUCUCCACUAGGCUCAGCCUGAUUGUGUAUACAAUUUUUAGUUACUUUAGUACAAAAACAAUUAGUAAGAAAAUCCUUUAGUUUCCUGUUUGGAUAACUCAAACAUGUAAGCUACAUUUUAUCAAUUUCCAAAACAAAUUCACUCUUAGAACUAGACUUUUUUUCUGCCUCUGCUUAAGUUCAGCAUUUUAAAAGAAAGUACUUACCCCAUGGUAGGACUAGGACCACAGUGUAUUUUAACUGACUGUAUCCAAACUGCCACACAAAAAAAGCAGCUAGCUGCAUUUCUUUCAUUGGUAAAGUAUUAUGAAUAUUUAUAGUAGCAUGAUAAUGGAACUAUGAAAAAUAAAGUGCAGAUUUUCAGAUGUGUAAGCUUAUAAGAA
This is a messenger RNA of Chelonia mydas (Green sea turtle), 4066 nucleotides long. RefSeq names its product proteasome assembly chaperone 2 (gene PSMG2). Bases 11 to 1105 code for a protein of 364 amino acids. NCBI's taxonomy places the organism in Eukaryota, Metazoa, Chordata, Testudines, Cheloniidae. The transcript has 7 exons. The record is from RefSeq and is a predicted model, not a curated record. Gene Ontology annotation, biological process: proteasome assembly. Gene Ontology annotation, cellular component: nucleus; cytosol.